AUGCUUUCUGCGUUUUUCUUAAUCAGUAUAACAAUUAUUUCCCUGUGCGCCAUCCUUUGGUCACGCAGGAAAUAUUACAAAUUGAUGUUUAAACUGCCUGGUAAAAUUGGAUAUCCUCUUUUGGGCAACGCUUUACAAAUUUCACGAAGAGACGAUAUGUUGAACAUGUUGAAAGAGAAAGAAACAGAAUAUGGUGGUCUCUUUUUAUCAUGGAUCGGCCCAUUUCCAAUAGCUGUCGUAAGUGAGCCCCAAUUAGCGCAAGAUGUGCUAAACUCGCCAAAUUGUGUCAACAAGAGUUUUGUCUAUAAAGGAGUGGAAGAUGCCACUGGACCAGGGCUGUUCACAUUAGAUGAUCCAGAAUGGAGUUACCACAGAAAAUUACUGAAUCCAGCUUUUUCGCACAAAAUAUUGUUAAGCUUUAUACCAAUUUUUAACAAAGAGGUUGAUAAUUUAAUAAAAGUUUUCGAGACGAUCCAAAAUUCUAAUGUGGAUCUUGCGACGAUAUUACAAAACUUUACAUUAUCGAUUGCCACACAAACUACCAUGGGUCAGAUUAUGUCAGAUAAAGGCGUUGACUCGGGCGUGGACGAAUCUUUAUUGCAAGCCUUUCCAUAUGUUCAAGAGACAAUUGUUGAAAUGGGAACCUUGUCCUGGCUUAGCAUGAAGGUGCUGGUCUGGAUUUUGGGAGAUUAUGAGAAAUACAAAAAGGCUAAAGCAACAAUUCGCAAAUUCAUUGGAAAUCUAAUUCUGGAGCGGACGAAAAUUAUAUCGGAAAAGUCGAAACUUGAUGGAAAUAUAUUUAUAAAUCGCGCCAUUGAAUUGCUCCAGCAGGGAAACUUCACACACAAAAAUGUCGAAGAUGAAUCAAUUGUCAUCGUUUUUGGUGCAUUCGAAACGACAGCAACUACUUUAAAGCAUAUUAUAACAUUAUUAGCAAUGCAUCCAGAAUAUCAAGAUAGAGCCUUCGAAGAAAUAUCCUCACUGCUCCCUCGAAAAGAACAUAUCGAAAUGAGUUAUUCGGACAUACAGCAACUCUCCUAA
Molecule: messenger RNA, 1041 nt
Organism: Ceratitis capitata (Mediterranean fruit fly)
Lineage: Eukaryota; Metazoa; Arthropoda; Insecta; Diptera; Tephritidae
Product: probable cytochrome P450 313a4
Exons: 7
Coding region: 1-1041 (346 amino acids)
Molecular function (GO): oxidoreductase activity, acting on paired donors, with incorporation or reduction of molecular oxygen; heme binding; iron ion binding
Source: RefSeq, a predicted model, not a curated record